AUGGUUUUAUCGUGUUCCAGGAUGAAGCAGUGUCGUCCCCAGGUCAGCCCUCUCCCCCCACUACUCGGCCCUCGCCAGCUCAUCCCUUACGACUAUCUCCUGCUCACAGCCCCUCGCACUUUUCUCUCUAGUCUUCCAGUCUGUAUAUUAUACACGAUCCUUGGCCUUAUUAUGACUGUUUUAUCGUGUUCCAGGAUGAAGCAGUGUCGUCCCCAGGUCAGCCCUCUCCCCCCACUACUCGGCCCUCGCCAGCUCAUCCCUUACGACUAUCUCCUGCUCACAGCCCCUCGCACUUUUCUCUCUAGUCUUCCAGUCUGUAUAUUAUACACGAUCCUUGGCCUUAUUAUGAUGGUUUUAUCGUGUUCCAGGAUGAAGCAGUGUCGUCCCCAGGUCAGCCCUCUCCCCCCACUACUCGGCCCUCGCCAGCUCAUCCCUUACGACUAUCUCCUGCUCACAGCCCCUCGCGCCUUUCUCUCCAGUCUACCAGAUGAAGCAGUGUCGUCCCCAGGUCAGCCCUCUCCCCCCACUACUCGGCCCUCGCCAGCACAUCCCUUACGACUAUCUCCUGCUCACAGCCCCUCGCGACUUUCUCUCCAGUCUACCAGUCUACAAUACAGUUAUGCCUCGUCUGGCGACCUGUCAUCUGAUGCAGUUCUGCUAGAGCGUGCAAUCCGCUGCAACGACACUGUCCGCGUCAAACGAUUUCUAAACCUCCACCACGAAAAAUUCCCCGUAAAUCUCCAUGGAAGCUUGCUGGACAAGUCCUCCUCUGAUGAUUCUGCCAGUCAGGAUGUUGAAAUUCUGCUUAGAAAAUCGAAAACACUCAUCGACAAGUUGGAGCCGUCGGACCAAUAUUCGUCCUCGUCGUCGUCGUGUCGGUCUCCACUCAUCUCUCCCCUCAUCUUCAGCAACGCUCUCCAUGUGGCGGUGGACCACGGGGCCGUGGAGGUAGCGAGGCUGUUGCUCAAGUAUGGUCUGGAGCCGGACCAGGGGGGCAGAGUCCCUCCGGCACCUCCGUCACCACGCCGGCCCCAGCCACCCUCCCGGCCGUGUUCUCCACAGCCGCACAUCCGCACUCCUUCGCCAAAGAAAAUCAAGUCUGAAUCUUCUACCAAAGAUGAUGCACAGCCCUUGACAGAACUGUCUCCCCAAAAGUUUCUCAAACCUGAGCUUCCUCCGUCCACUCCGACCGCAGCUACCCCCGUCCGUCGGGUCAGCUGGAUCUCCCCCUCGUCACCUACGGAUAUGAGCAAGAAGCGGAGAGCCACUACCAAGUCCUUGCCUCGUCAGAGAUCCUUCUCUUUAGAGCACAACAACCAGCUUCUAGGACCUGGCGGAUCGUGGACGACGGAAAGAAGAAGUGUAUCACUUAAGUCCAGCCCCCUCAUCUCCCCUAGACCACCAGAUGCUGACGCAUCCCCGGCCAAGGUCAAGGCUAUAAUUCCAGAAAGGAGUAUAUUCGCUGAGCUGAGAAGAAGCAGUGAAAUUUUUAAAAGUAUACUGCUGAAUCUGUCAAUGAAAGACGCGGAGCAGCAAGCUUUAGAAGACGAAGAAAAUAAGGCGACUCCAACAGAGCACCAAAUCGACGUAGAAACGCUUUUAGCGGCUCACGAACAGAGAAAGCUCGCCACAUAUCAAACAGAGAGUGGAUUUUCAAGCACUUCGUCGUCAUCCCUUUCUUCCCCGUCGAGGUCGUCACGCAGCUCCCUGAGUAGUCCUGAUGAGGAUGACGACGGUGACGAAGUCCUGGGGAUAGGCUCUCCUACAGUCGUUGGUGGGAAGGAAGGCCCUUUACUGAAGGUCAACCCCAACAUCGAGGCUGACAAGGUAGCGGGGUGGAUGGAGACCUACACCCGACAGUACCUGUUCACCCUCCCCGCUCUGUUCCUCGCCGUCAUCAGAGGCAACGCCACUCUCGUGUACCUGCUUCUCAAGUAUGGCGCCUCCGUCAACUUUCAGGACCGUCUGGGUAACACGGCUCUACACCUGGCUGUGUGUCAGGAGAACGUCCCAUGGGUGUGUGUUCUGGAUCUGCUGGAGCAUGGAGCCAGGAUAGCGGUGGCCAACAAGAACCGUCUGGGUAACACGGCUCUACACCUGGCUGUGUGUCAGGAGAACGUCCCGUGGGUGUGUGUUCUGGAACUGCUGGAGCAUGGAGCCAGGAUAGCGGUGGCCAACAAGGACCGUCUGGGUAACACGGCUCUACACCUGGCUGUGUGUCAGGAGAACGUCCCGUGGGAGUGUGUUCUGGAUCUGCUGGAGCAUGGAGCCAGAAUAGCGGUGCCCAACAAGGACCGUCUGGGUAACACGGCUCUACACCUGGCUGUGUGUCAGGAGAACGUCCCAUGGGUGUGUGUUCUGGAUCUGCUGGAGCAUGGAGCCAGGAUAGCGGUGGCCAACAAGGACCGUCUGGGUAACACGGCUCUACACCUGGCUGUGUGUCAGGAGAACGUCCCGUGGGAGUGUGUUCUGGAUCUGCUGGAGCAUGGAGCCAGGAUAGCGGUGGCCAACAAGGCUGGAGUGACGCCUGCUGAAUGGACCGUCUGGGUCUCUACACCUGGCUGUGUGUCAGGAGAACGUCCCGUGGGAAACCGUCUGGGUAACACGGCUCUACACCUGGCUGUGUGUCAGGAGAACGUCCCGUGGGAGUGUGUUCUGGACCUGCUGGAGCAUGGAGCCAGGAUAGCGGUGGCCAACAAGGACCGUCUGGGUAACACGGCUCUACACCUGGCUGUGUGUCAGGAGAACGUCCCGUGGGAGUGUGUUCUGGACCUGCUGGAGCAUGGAGCCAGGAUAGCGGUGGCCAACAAGAACCGUCUGGGUAACACGGCUCUACACCUGGCUGUGUGUCAGGAGAACGUCCCGUGGGAGUGUGUUCUGGACCUGCUGGAGCAUGGAGCCAGGAUAGCGGUGGCCAACAAGAACCGUCUGGGUAACACGGCUCUACACCUGGCUGUGUGUCAGGAGAACGUCCCGUGGGAGUGUGUUCUGGAUCUGCUGGAGCAUGGAGCCAGGAUAGCGGUGGCCAACAAGGACCGUCUGGGUAACACGGCUCUACACCUGGCUGUGUGUCAGGAGAACGUCCCGUGGGAGUGUGUUCUGGAUCUGCUGGAGCAUGGAGCCAGGAUAGCGGUGGCCAACAAGGACCGUCUGGGUAACACGGCUCUACACCUGGCUGUGUGUCAGGAGAACGUCCCGUGGGAGUGUGUUCUGGAUCUGCUGGAGCAUGGAGCCAGGAUAGCGGUGGCCAACAAGGCUGGAGUGACGCCUGCUGAAUGGACCGUCUGGGUCUCUACACCUGGCUGUGUGUCAGGAGAACGUCCCGUGGGAAACCGUCUGGGUAACACGGCUCUACACCUGGCUGUGUGUCAGGAGAACGUCCCGUGGGAGUGUGUUCUGGAUCUGCUGGAGCAUGGAGCCAGGAUAGCGGUGGCCAACAAGAACCGUCUGGGUCUCUACACCUGGCUGUGUGUCAGGAGAACGUCCCGUGGGAGACCGUCUGGGUCUCUACACCUGGCUGUGUGUCAGGAGAACGUCCCGUGGGAGUGUGUUCUGGAUCUGCUGGAGCAUGGAGCCAGGAUAGCGGUGGCCAACAAGGACCGUCUGGGUAACACGGCUCUACACCUGGCUGUGUGUCAGGAGAACGUCCCGUGGGAGUGUGUUCUGGAUCUGCUGGAGCAUGGAGCCAGGAUAGCGGUGGCCAACAAGAACCGUCUGGGUAACACGGCUCUACACCUGGCUGUGUGUCAGGAGAACGUCCCGUGGGAGUGUGUUCUGGACCUGCUGGAGCAUGGAGCCAGGAUAGCGGUGGCCAACAAGGACCGUCUGGGUAACACGGCUCUACACCUGGCUGUGUGUCAGGAGAACGUCCCGUGGGAGUGUGUUCUGGACCUGCUGGAGCAUGGAGCCAGGAUAGCGGUGUCCAACAAGGCUGGAGUGACGCCUGCUGACUUGUGUUCACCUCACCUCCUAGCGAGGCUGCAACAUCACAUGCUGCAGGAUUGCUGGCAAGGGUUGGGUGAUAAAAAGGAACCCUUCACUUCUAGCAUAGUCUCUGGAGGAUCGAUAUCCAUCGCAAAUGCCAACCGCACAGCCAACAACCCGUCGAGGAUUCUCCGCAAGUUGCGGACGGCGCGAGCAGAGUCUGUGGAGGAAGCUACUAGUUGUGCCUCUGGAGACCAGCAGCUGUCUUCCACAGGCAGCAUCCGCAGUCACGGCAGCACCAAGAGUCCGGAUCUCGGGGCUCAGGCCAUCAACGCCAAGGAGAAUGGAGAUGUGCUAAAAAAGAGAGAUAGUGAAAUUAGGAAAAACAAAUGCAGAAGAAAAACUUGGAGGGAGGCUGCUAGAGAGCGGCAGUAUUCUUCAGUAUCUGAGAAGCAGCCAGUCAGUGCCGAGUCGGGCCGCAGCUUCCACGUGUUGUUGUCAAUGUCCAGUAACCCAGAGUGCCUAGGCUACCUUCUCAGAGGUAUCCUCUCCCAUAUCCCCGGGCUGCUACGUGUCUUGCAGCAGAAAAGUGACGCCACCUUGCAUCGCAGCAUGGCCGCACUCCUCCAUAAUAUAUUAAAGACUGCUCUGGAAGCCUACGGUGAGCCGCUUGCUGGUGGUGAGUCGCUGGACGAUCGUCGCCAGGAGUUGUCUGCCGCAUGUUGUCUGUUACUGCGAGUCUGCCUCAGUCUAAUACAUGGGGUUCAUGACCUGCAGUACACCGCGAUGGUCACAAUCAACAAGGUGAUCGACGCUGUUGUGGUCCAUAGACUGGGGCAUGUCAGGGUGCUUACCUCCACCGCCUUGCAUCACCCAUGCAAUGACAAGAAACAGCCCAUGUGGGAACUGCCCCCGCAGAGCCCAGUUCCUGAGACACCCCCGCCCAGGCCCCGGCCAGCCAAGGUGUCCGCUAAGCGUCUAGGCUCCGUGUGGCGUCACGCUGUCACUGAGCAGCUCGACACAACACGCAAACCUCUACCUAGUGAGGAGCCUCCACAGGAGGAGUGUAUACAUGAUGUGCUGUCAAGUGUUCAUGCGUUGUCUGUGCUCAAUAUUCUACACAAUGCUCUGACCCUGUACAAGAGAGUGAUCGGCAGCAAGCAACAGUGUUCCCCAAGCCAGAGGUGGCGACAUUGCAGCUACCACUGUCUUCAGAUCCUCGCAGCCCGAGCUCUAUUGUUCAUGACUGAGAGUUCCUCAGUGCAGACUCAACUGUCUCAGGAGCCCCAGCUCAGGAUAUUGGCUGCUGCUCUGGAUUCCACACAUGAUCCGCAACUGCUAGUGCUGGUACUGCAGAUAGUUGCUACAUUGGCUCUAGAGCCUCAGCAUCACAAAGCUCUGUUGGAGAACGGUCUACCAGAUGUUCUUAGUCAGCUGUUGCUACCGUCAGAUGAGUGGUAUUACACCAACCACAGUACCAAGUACGCUCGCUAUGUCAAGCAUCAUGUGGCUCGUAUUCUCGUCUACCUUGGUUUUCAACACAGAGUCAACCUGAGGUUCUGUGUUUAUGAUAUACUACAAGAUGAUGUGCCGCCCACUCCUCUAGUAGAGUCAGUAGAAGACAACUACAUCAGCAUGACAUCAGCUCCACCAAGCCUGGUCCUUAGUGCAGACAAAACCAUCCUUGGGGUUUCUAUAGAAAGUGCCAUUAUAAAUGUUCUCAAAAACAUUGAGACAUCAUUAACGCAAGGAACAACGACGACUGAAAGCUCAACUCUUCAUUGGUUUUUGAGUGGUAAUACAUACAGCCACACUUACAAUAAAGCUCUAGUAGAGCAGAAGUUACCGUCGGACCCCUGCUCAACACUGUUUGUACAGACAUUCCUAUCAUGUUUCCCGUGUGUGCUGAACCCAGUAGUGCUGCUGAGGCUGAUGCUGCAUCGGCUACUUACCACCGCUGCUCAUCUGCAGCGGUGGAAAAGCUGUGCCUCUCGCUCCAGCUUCGCCUCAGCGUCGGCUCAUGAGGCACCGAGGUCGCCCCGGUCUCGCGCCUCCUCCACCGACACUGAGCCCAGCACAUUGCGCAAGAGAAGGAAAGUAAACCUGACUGUCGACUGCAACACAGGGGUAUGGGGGCCAGAGCCAGUAGAAGAACCACAACCUCCUCCUGCCCCGCCGCCCCGCCUUCCCCGGCAGUCAUUCCUGCGGGGCUCCAUUGUGCCUCGUGACAGUGUCAGCAGUGCCUCGGGGCUUGGUCUGGAGCCCGCCAUGCAAGCCACUCUCUUUGCCUUCUCUCACAUUCUGCGCCCCGCUCACUCCAAAGACAGUCUGCGUAGUAACAGUAGUGAUGAUUCUGGAGCUGGAAUAUUACCUCUGCCUGCCUUUAACAUUCACCUUCACCACAAGCCUCGGGGGAGCUUUCGCUUCUCCAGUCUACGACAUAGCAACAAACAACGCUCUAAAUCUCAGGCUAAUAUCACAAAGAUAAUUAGAGACACCAAUGGCCGAAAAGAAACCCCAGAGCAAGAAAUUUUAGCAUUUCAAAAGCAACUUCAGAACUUGCCAGACUUUGACUCACCGGAACAUCCACUAACAGGCAGCUCAGACCCGGUGAGAGCCGCAGCGGAGUUCCUUGCUAAGGGACCACACCUGCGGCCUCGGUCCCGCUCCAUGCCAAGGGUAACCUACGAGAGUUCCAGAUUCCUCACACUCCCAGAGGUGGCGUGGCCGACAGGGGGAGGAUCAUUCAGGCUACCCAGGGGUCGCAGUGCAGGUGCACUUGGCUUUCAGACGGAGCAUCAAGGGCCGAUGGGACCCAUGGUGAUCAGCAGCCCUGUAGGUACCCCUGUAGAGGAGCGUAGAGUGUCGUCUGGUAGUGCAGGAGCCCCCGCUGUGGGGGUGACAAGCCGCCGCAGCUCUCUCUCCCCCUCAGACCGCACCAACCGCCGGCGUGACAGCCCCGCCUGCAUACAGCUGGAGAUACCCCCAUGGCACCGAGCCAUUCUUAACUUUAUUGAGGAAUGGUUGAGAGUGUCUCGUGUGGAGAUAGAUCGCAACCCUAUUCUGUGCCGAGAGUUGAGAGACUUCAUGACCAAAGUGUCCACCUGUGGCCAGCCGUACCAACAGUGGUGUGCUGAGCUCAGGCAGGAGUUCCCAUCAUUGGGCAAAGACCCAGACAUUGAAAGCGGAGAUGACCUGGAAGAAACUGACCGUGAAUAUUGCCAGUUGCUGAAGCUGGUAGUAACGGGAGAACUACCUUGCAGCAAGGAGGAGGCCGCGGCGCUAGCUGGCAUACAGUUGAGGAUAGAAGAGUCCUGGGGUCGCCCCACACACCAGAACCCUCUCUCUCCCGACGACCCCAAUACCCUCAAGCCAAUCUCAGAGGACAAGGAGAGUUUUCUUCUGCCCGUACCUUCAUUUGGACCUGGUGGUAACAUCCAGCGUCCUGUCAGUCCUCUAGUCGAGGACACUGAGGGCGAGGAAGGAGAGGGGGAGACGGGAGGAGGUGGUGGGAUUCUCAAGAAGUUCAACACGGGAGUGUCAACCCCCGGAGCUCCGAAGGCGGUCCCGACACAGCCGACUCCGCGGACUACCGCCAACAGCAUCCUCAGGAAGUGUUAUCCUUCUAGUAGUCCUCAGGCACCCUUCCUUCCCUCGGGACAUCUGGAGGACUGCCUCCCUCCCUGCUACCAUGGCGCCAAGACUAUGGCAAAACUUAUCAAGGAACAGAAACGGAAGCUGUUCCACACCUCAGUGUAUGAGUCGGAGAUACAACUCAAGAAGUUGUACAUACAAACAUGCAGACGGCUGCCGGCUCAUGGCUGCAAAGUGUACCAGGUCAAGGAGCUGCUGCGUGGCAAGACUAAGAAAAAGGCUGCUCGGCUGCUUGGCCUCGGACCCGAUAAGAUUGUUCUACUUGACAAUAAGACCAAAAUAUUAGCAAAAUCACAAAAUACUUCAGAUUUAAUCCAGUGGAGGACUGGUGGCGGUCGGUCCCAUGACAGACUACAGUUGGAGUUCCGCGCGGCGAGGUGGAGCUUGGUGGUGUCUUCUGUUACCCACAUGCGUCAAGUGGGCCUCGCUCUAUGGGAGAUUCUUCAGGGGCUCGACUGUACCUUCCUGGAGGAACACACCCUUCUCAGCCGUCUUCCAAACCAAGAUCUGGUGAAGCGCGUCGUGGUGCCACUGCAGGUGCUGCACUCGGCAGAGCUGGAGGAACUGCAGCGACUGUUACACUUCCCGGAGGAGGUGGCGUUGCGGCUAGCCGAUACGGAGAAUGAGCUGUUCUAUGCGGUGCCGCCCAUUGACUAUCUGCGACAAGUCACACUGGACCUCGGUGGUACGCCCACGCAAGCCACAGACACACCCCGCGCAUCUGUGCGCGCCCUUGUCAAGCGCUUUAACGAGGUGAGCUCGUGGGUGACGCAUCUCAUCAUCUCUCAGCCAACUCAUGAAGACCGCAAGUGUGUGUUGUCUUGCAUCCUUCGAGUGGCGCUCUGCUGCUGGAACAUCGGCAACUUCAAUGGAGCCAUGGAGAUUGUCGCUGGGUUGAAGUCCAACAAGCUGAAGCCGUUCUGGUUGUCAAUUACUGAGAAAGAGCCUCUGCCAGUGCUGGAGUUCCUCUCCACGGCGCUCUUGUCUGUUGAGUACGAUAGAGCGCUGAGUCGUGCGCUUGCCAUGCCAGAGUGUAAAGUUGUGCCUUUCUUCGGAGCAUUCCUUAGAGACCUAAGAGACAUUCUGUCAACAACACCAAGCCUAGUUGUGCUGGCCCCGAGUGGCGAGCACACUCAUUUAGAGUUUGUAUCGGAUUACAAUGGGGAGGACCAUUACUUCACGAGGAUUGGUCCUGGUGGUUUGAUCAACUUGGACAAGAUCUACCGUACACAGGCAGUCAUGGACCGCAUUGCAAGCUUCCAUCAGCACUACCACCAUCGAGAGAGAGAUACAGAGACUUUCAUUGAUCAAAUCAGUAUUCACACUUCCAGUAUUGAAAGGUCAUAUCUUUUGGAAGAAAAAGAAGAUGAAACAAGUGAGCAGGACACAUACCAGCCGGUUCAACCUCUGAACAACGAUCAUGGCGUCAGUUUCUUCCCAAUAUCUGCCCCUCACAACAACAUCAACCAUCACACUUUGCAGAUAAUGCACCAUGGAACCACCAUGGUCCACUGGGACGCGGAGGGAGGGUCCCGAGCUUCUCUAGUGUACCUGAGACUGGAGCGCAGUUGUGCCACUCUUACCUGGUCUAGACCCACGUGGAGCGGCCUCAAGACCAGUGGUGCCACCUCCACAGCUGACUACAGUCUCAGUACCAACCCUGAAGAGCUCAUCGCCCCUGGACUGCUCAGUAUGGGGGGUGAAGUAGCUUCCCCUGGGCUGGAGGAGGGCUUCCUGGAACUGUCCGCUGUUAAGGAGAUAACACUGGGUGCUCGAGACAAAGAUAAGGACUUGGACCUGACCAACACACUAAGGCGUUUCAACAUCAGCCAUAUCCCCAUAGACAAGAGCUGUCUAGCUAUAGUGUACGGAGCCAACCUCAGUGACAACCGAGUGCUUUUCCUGCUGUGUCCACCCUCCCUGUGCUGGACAUGGUAUCACGGGUUGUGUUCUGUGGUGAGAGGAUUGAAGAGGCAGUUGCAGCAAAGUGACAGGAGGAUCAUCUGGCUGAAGGAGCAAUACUUGCAACUGUACUAUGAGGAGGGCUGCUGUGGGCCUCUAACAGUGGACGCCAUCAGGGUGUUUGGAGGUAGAGACUGGUCUGACCCUAACAAGAUCACUGGAAUGUCACCACCAGACAAUGGGACCUGCAAACGAGGGCCCUCUGUCAAGUUUAAGAAGAAAAGAUCCAUUGGGAACAUUCAAACUCUUAAGCAAGACCUGGCGUGUAGCAAGAUGGCAGAGUUUGGGGAGCUUGUAGGAGGUGGUACACUAAGGCGGGGGGGGCCAAGUCCCGGUGCCCCGCCCAGCCGUAGCCGCAGCAUCUCCAGUGAGAUGGAAGUUCCCCGCAUCACCAUGCUGGCCCAGAGCCCACACGGGUCAUCUGACCACAUAGACACCUCUAGUCCCACACACCUUGCCAGGGAAAAGAUGAAAACAGAUGUCUUUGCUCAGAUCCGGAAUUUUCGACACGGAUCUAUAACUCACGAAACACAAUUGGAUUUCAAUGACUUUGUUGCCUUAUUUCGAUCAUUCAGCCUGAGAUCCAGAAAGGACUUGCGGGAACUGUUUGAUCAGUUAGCCAUGUCUUGCAGAAGUCUAUCCGACAGCUCUCUCAACGACUCAAGUGCCAAAAACUCACCAGAACAAACAACUAAAGUACCAAAAAUAGGUCUAUUAACAAGGAACAGCUCAGCGGAUCUCAUGGAAUACAAAAGCACACCAAUUCAACAAAAAAAGAAAAUCUUUGAUGCAAUUGCUGCAUCAAGUAUCAUUUCUAAUUGUGCAGGAGUUGAUACUUCCAAAUCUCAAGUCAUUACUCUUGCAAACUUUAUGACUUUUUUAGAAACGAAACAAAUGGAACAUCGCUCUGAAGAAAAAGUCAAAGAACUAAUUCAGCGACACGAGCCAGAUCCUAUUUUGCGCUCACAGAACUGCCUCUCAUUCGAAGGGUUUGCUCGCUACAUGAUGGAUAAGGAGAACUUUGCCUUUGUGAGUGAGCGAGUGAGUCCAGAUCCCAAUGAGAUGGAGUACCCCUUGUCGCACUACUACAUCGCCUCGUCUCACAAUACCUAUCUCACUGGACACCAGCUGAAGGGUGAGAGCUCGGUGGACCUGUACAGCCAGGUGCUGCUGACAGGGUGUCGCUGUGUAGAGUUGGACUGCUGGGACGGAGACGACGGAUCUCCCCUCAUUUACCACGGACACACCUUCACUACCAAGAUUGCAUUCCGGUCCGUUGUGGAAGCUAUCAAUCGGAGUGCAUUUGUCACCUCACCCUACCCUGUGAUAUUGUCGAUUGAAAAUCAUUGCUCGCUCCAGCAGCAAACUCGAAUGGCUCAGAUAUUUCUGAAUGUGUUCGGAGACAAAUUGGUCAAAAACUUUUUAUUUGAAGCCGACUUUGGAGAUGAACCACAACUACCUUCUCCUCUUCAAUUGAAGUACAGGAUUCUGGUGAAGAACAAGAAGCUAACGGCAGAGAUACCAGCCUGGCCAAUACAGAGGGGAGGAGGGGGACGUGCUAGUCAGCGACCCCCACAGUCAGGGGUGGCAGGGACCGGCAGAGCAUCAUCUAUCAUCAGCAACACCAGCGGCGGCAGCGUCAACGAUGACUUCAGUGAUGAUGAUGAUGAUGACGAUGACGAUGAUGAUGAAAAUAUUGAUGUGCAGUGCGCAGGAGGAGCCCCUGUGUGUCCCAGGACAGAUUCUAUGUCUAGUCAUGAGAGUGCACAGAAGACACCAUUGAGAGGUACAGGCAAGUCUCCUGCCGUGCCACAGGUGGAUGUCGACUGGUCUGGCUACCUGGACGAUGAACCCAACAUUCACAAGGCCAAGAAACAGAGCAGUCAGAUAGCCAAGGAUCUCUCGGACCUAGUCAUAUAUGUCCAGGCAAUUAAGUUUCGGGGCUUGAACACAAUCAGUCCUAACAGCUCAGUGAGAUGCAAGCGAGCAGGUGCUGUUGUAGCAGCCACAACAUCGUCUGCAAUGCUCAAGAAGAGCUCUGGCAGCUCUGUGACGCUAGCCAGCUCGGGUUCCCCAGGGGCUUCUAUCCACGUAGUAGCUGAUCACGGGGUACACGCCAAGCGACCCAACAGCAACCACCCAUGCUACCAGACUUCCUCACUCAACGAGAACUCUGCCAAGAAACUGUGUCGCAAACAACCUCACCCUCUCAUGGCUCACACCGAGACCCAGUUGGUGCGAACAUAUCCUGCUGGAAUGAGGAUUGACUCCUCCAACUUCAAUCCUGUGAUAUUUUGGGCCUUUGGUAUUCAAAUGGUGGCCCUCAACUACCAGACAGACGAUGCAGCCUCCCAUCUCAACGCAGCAAUGUUUGAGCAGAAUGGUCGUUGCGGUUACGUACCCAAACCACCCGUCAUGAGGGAGCGCACUCACAUGAUGUACCGCAGGUUUAACCCGUGGGAGAAAGAGUUUGACGGGCUGCAUUCAUCUCACCUGAUACUUAACCUAGUGUCAGGUCAGUACCUCUGUCACAGCACCAGCACUGCUCCAGGCACCAAUAUUGUGGUGGAGGUGGAGCUUAUAGGCAUACCUGUGGACUGCAACAAGCAACGCACCAAGAACCCCACCAGGAACUAUGUCAACCCAAUCUUCAAUGAAACUUUUUUCUUCAAGGUUAUGUUUAGAGAUUUGGCAUUUCUGAGGUUCAAUGUGUUGGACCAAAACACAAACCAUGUGUUGACUCAGAGAGUGAUGCCCCUCAAGUGCCUUCGUCCUGGUUACCGCCAUGUCCGACUGCGGAACCUCCAGAACCAACCUUUGCCUCUCUCAUCACUCUUCAUCUGCUCCAGGACAGAGGAGGAGAGUCUAGAUGGUUCACGAGAGCAGCGUGGCACUAUUCAGGAGGUGAGACCAGACUCAAGUGCUCGUCUGCCGGGAGUUAAGAGACGAAUGUUCUUCCUGAUGGUGUACGGGGUUGUACCUGAUGAGCCCUAUACCAUUCUCAAAAUCACACAGGAGAGUACGACACAAGAGGUGAUCCUGCAGGCCCUAGCCAAGGCUGGGGUGGGAGCAGAACGGGCAGGGGACUAUGUGCUGGUAGAGGAGGUUGCUCGUGGCUGGGGAGGCAAAGAGAAGGACGUCCCUGCAAGCCAACGUGUGCUCGACCCUCAGGAGAGGCCACUGCAGGCUCAGGCCCAGUGGCAGGGUGUGGGCAAGUUUCUUUUAAAGCGUCUCGGAGAUGACCCUAGCUCUCGAGCGUGGUUGUCCUCUAUCCGUUCCACACGCAAUGUAAAGCAAGCCCGCACUUGGGAUGAGGCAGACAAUUUCUUAGUUUGUGUCUACAACGUGUCUCCUGAGAUUCCGUAUGCCAUUUUAAAAGUACCCCUGAGUGCGUGCGCUCAAGAUGUUCUUGCACAAGCAUUGGUGAAAGCGAGGCGGCUGGAAGACCCUGUUAAGUUUGUUUUAGUGGAAGAACUAGAGUGGCAAAGUGGGGGUGGUAGAGUGCAACGAGUUUUACCCGACGAAGAAAAUAUUUUUAGAACUCAGGCUCACUGGCAGACUAUAGGUAGGUUCAUUCUAAAAGAGAGAGAAGUGCGAAAGAGCGGUGCUUUACGACCGGCGUUGGACAGACUCAGUAAAGGUUUGAGUGCAACAUUGAGUGACCCAACUACUACGGCCAAGUCCAAGUUUCCUUUGAGUGGACUCACACGUCGAGGGAGCCGAGAGCCUACCACAAGCCACCGAGAGGUCCACUCGGAGGGGGAGACACUCAGUGAUGACGACGGGGAUCUACUUACAGCCGUGGCCAGGUUAAAAAGGGUUUCUCUGAGAAAGCUCAAAGUCUGGAAGUCAUGAUUGUUAAUAAUCUGCUGCUUGUCUGGCUCUAUCUAGUAACAAAGACAAUACUGUUUGAGCCCUUGUUAUCCCUAGUUUGUAUCUCAAAUUAUUUAAGAAAUGUUGUAAACUAUUUUGAGAAUAAUCACCGACUCUAGUCAUGAUCAAACUCUCUGUGAUACUAUACGUACUAAUAAAAAUGUGAGAAGAUUUUACUACAUACUACUUUUUUAUUUUAGUUUGAAAGGGUACUGCGCUUUAACUUCUG
Macrosteles quadrilineatus (aster leafhopper) is the source of this 13642-nucleotide messenger RNA. RefSeq lists its product as uncharacterized. The transcript has 69 exons. The record is from RefSeq and is a predicted model, not a curated record. Gene Ontology annotation, molecular function: protein binding; guanyl-nucleotide exchange factor activity; phosphatidylinositol-4,5-bisphosphate phospholipase C activity. NCBI's taxonomy places the organism in Eukaryota, Metazoa, Arthropoda, Insecta, Hemiptera, Cicadellidae. The coding region runs from base 1 to 13395 and encodes 4464 amino acids. Gene Ontology annotation, biological process: lipid metabolic process; phosphatidylinositol-mediated signaling; small GTPase-mediated signal transduction.